AUGGGUUAUAUGUGUGACUUCUGUGGUGAACAAAGAUCAAUGGUCCAUUGCCGCUCUGAUGCAGCGUGUCUGUGUCUUUCCUGUGACCGUAAUGUUCACUCUGCUAAUGCUUUAUCCAAACGUCACUCAAGGACUUUGAUAUGUGAGCGUUGCAAUGCACAGCCAGCUUCUGUUCGGUGUAGCGACGAGAGGGUUUCUCUUUGUCAAAAUUGUGACUGGUUAGGCCACAACACUGGAGAUAAUUCUCAUCAUAAGAAGCAAACCAUUAACUGCUAUUCUGGUUGUCCUUCUAGUGAUGAACUUGCAUCAAUAUGGUCUUUCUGUUUGGAUUUGGAUUUGGAUUUCUCUUCUGCUGCUGGAGAGUCUGCUUGUGAGCAAGGAAUGGGUUUGAUGACUAUAGAUGAAGGCACAGGAGAAAAGAAACCAGGUGGACAAGAUGCUAAUGUAGAUCAGCCUGGAACUAGUUCUGCACAAGCCGCAUUGGCUAAGGGUGUUGGAGUAUCUGAAGAUGACUAUUGUGGCAAUCUUAUUAUGGAUGAGAUGGAUAUGGCUUUUGAGAAGUAUGAUGAGCUCUUUGGUACAGCUUACAACUCUUCAAAAGAUCUCUUUGAACAUGGUGGACUUGAAAGUCUUUUCGAGAAACAUGAGAGCUUAAUCCAAGGAAAGACAAUGCAGCAACCAGCAGAAAGCAAUGCUGCAUCUGGAGAUUCGUUCAUGACCUGUAGAACUGAGCCAAUCAUUUGUUUCGCAUCACAGCCUGCUCAUUCGAAUAUAUCCUUCUCUUGUGCCACGGUUGAAGGUAAUAAUGAUUUCCAAGAUUGUGGAGUGUCAUCAUCGCAGCAGCCACCAUGGUGCCCUCCAACAGCACAGGAGAUUAGUGCAAACACACGUAACAACGCUGUUAUACGUUACAAAGAAAAGAAGAAGGCUCGCAAGUUUGACAAGCGAGUGAGGUAUGUCUCUAGGAAAGAAAGAGCUGAUGUGAGACGGCGUGUGAAGGGACGGUUCGUUAAGUCAGGUGAAGCUUAUGAUUACGACCCUAUGAGCCCAACAAGAAGCUACUGAGGUUGCCACAAAACCCGAAACAAUGAAGAACCCAUAAAGUGGAGAUAUUAGAUAAAGAGAUGUAAGUGAAGAGCAGUUUCAGGAUUGGACUCAAGCUCAUUCUUUCUUUAGAGGACUCCUGACCAGCAAGACCACCAGUGAAGCUUUCAAACAGAGGAGCAGGAUCCUUAAAAUUUUGUUCCAAGGCAAGACCACCAAUAUAUACUUAUUGGUUAUGUGUAAAUCCGCAUAUGCUUUUCGAAUGUGUGUACUAUAAAUCAUGUUGAAGAUUAGAGUGGCAGAGAAGUCAUGUUCUAUGUUUACUUCUGUAUUAGUUAAAUGGUAAAGUGUAUUUUUUUCCAAGCCAGCAACAAGAAUAAUA
Molecule: messenger RNA, 1426 nt
Organism: Eruca vesicaria subsp. sativa (arugula)
Lineage: Eukaryota; Viridiplantae; Streptophyta; Magnoliopsida; Brassicales; Brassicaceae
Source: the annotation of a GenBank genome assembly